UACAUGAUACUAUCAUUACCGUCUGGACAAUUAGACAUCCAACCCGUAAUCACAACGACCCAAUUGCAAGAGCGGAGCUCUACCAACUGAGCUAUAUCUCCCCUGAGCCAAGUGGAGCAUGAAUGAAGUAGUCGGAUUCUUCUUCUAUUCUUUUCCCUGGGCCAUCCUGGACUUGAACCAUAGACCUCGCUCGUGAAAAGGUGAAUUUGAUGAUAUCCAAGAUGAUACCAAAACAUCAGAGAAAGCCACUGCAUUGCGCUCGGCCCUCUCGCAGCUUGUAGGCGAUUUUGGCAAAGAAUCAAUGUUGUCCUUGCAGCGCUUCUUUGGUGCUAGACGACGUGCACCUGUUGUACCUACUGGCUCGUUGAGGCUUGAUCUAGCACUUGGGAUUGGAGGACUACCCAAGGGAAGAAUUGUUGAAAUUUAUGGACAAGAAGCAUCUGGGAAGACAACACUUGCCCUUCAUGUAAUUAAAGAGGCUCAAAAGCUUGGAGGUUACUGUGCAUACCUGGAUGUCGAAAAUGGAAUGAACCCCUCUCUUGCUGAAGCAAUAGGUGUUAAUGUAGAAAAUCUCCUUAUUUCACAGCCAGAUUCUGCUGAGAAUCUGCUGAGUAUUGUUGAUACCCUGACAAAAAGUGGAUCCAUGGAUGUAAUUGUGGUUGAUAGUGUGGCAGCUCUUGUUCCCCGACUUGAGCUUGAUGCUACUUUAGGUGACUCUCCUAAAGGCUUACAAUCAAAGAUAAUGACACAAGCACUACGUAAAAUUCAUUAUUCGUUAUGCAACUCUAGCACACUAAUUAUUUUCGUUAAUCAGGUAAGAUCGAACAAAGGAUUAGCUCGAGGCUCAGGGCGUAUGGAGGAAGUAACUUGUGGUGGAAAUGCUUUGCCUUUUUAUGCUGCUGUACGGCUUAGAACGAUUAGAAAACAAUUGCUUAAGACCAGUGAUAAGAUUACUGGUCUUGGGAUCUGUGUCAAAGUGGUUAAAAAUAAGCUAGCUCCUGCAGCAACAGAAGCUGAACUUAGGAUACAGUUUGGGGGAGGCUUUUGCAUAAAAUCUGAGGUUUUGGAAUUGGCUUGUGAACAUGAAGUCAUUCUGAAAGAGGGAGGGAGCUACUUCAUAGAUGGAGAGGUUUUAAACAGUAGACAGGAUGCUGAAGAUUAUCUAGCUGCCAAUGGCGCUGUUUUAGCUAAGAUAGUCGAUACUUUAAGAGAUCAGCUAUUUGUGAACAAGAUGGUAAAAAUAACUGAUUAGAUAGUCAGUUUCUGGUUUUAAUCAACUCCAAAAAUUUUGCUGCCUCGUCCUGCAACAGUAUCGUGCUAAUGCCUGCCGAAGGAAAGCUGUGUUAAUGAGCAAGGACCAACUGGGCGUUUAUUUCCUCUGUGGAGCAUCUGCAGCAACCAUGCUAUGCAAUAUUUGUGAAUCUUCUUUCUGUCUUAUGGUCAAGUAUAUAUUUUAUUUUGUUUCGAGAUGUGAGAUCACCAGAGUUGUUUCUGGACUGUGUUUUAUCUUUAGUUCAAAACAUAGAGGAGGAGCUACUUCUACUGUCCUUCAUCAAGAGGCAAAUUUUGAGGCUUAUAUUUCUGGUUUGUUUGAUGAAGAUCAAAAUAUUAAAGAGGCCUGAAACUAAGAAGCAUUUCAGACUAUAUUCACCAAACAGGCAACCAAACUACCAUUUUUUUGUCAA
Nicotiana attenuata is the source of this 1685-nucleotide messenger RNA. RefSeq names its product DNA repair protein recA homolog 2, mitochondrial-like. Gene Ontology annotation, molecular function: ATP-dependent DNA damage sensor activity; ATP binding; ATP hydrolysis activity. The record is from RefSeq and is a predicted model, not a curated record. Lineage: Eukaryota; Viridiplantae; Streptophyta; Magnoliopsida; Solanales; Solanaceae. The transcript is spliced from 7 exons. Gene Ontology annotation, biological process: DNA repair. Bases 302 to 1252 code for a protein of 316 amino acids.